Cooperia oncophora is the source of this 828-nucleotide messenger RNA. NCBI's taxonomy places the organism in Eukaryota, Metazoa, Nematoda, Chromadorea, Rhabditida, Trichostrongylidae. The record is from the annotation of a GenBank genome assembly.
AUGUACGAAAUUCAGUUGGAUGAAUGGAAAGAGUUCUAUGCUGGAUUCAAAGAGACGCCGAUGUUCAGCCACGUUGCUGUUUCUUCAGGAAUAUCUGAUCGUGAUUUUGAAAAGUUGAGCGAAAUUUGUAACGAAGUACCGGCUCUGGAAUAUAUCUGUAUUGAUGUUGCCAACGGUUACUCUGAAUACUUUAUUGACUUUAUUCGAAAAGUUCGAGAGCAGUUCCCUGGGCACACCAUCAUGGCAGGAAAUGUAGUGACUGGUGAAAUGGUCGAAGAGCUGAUUCUUUCUGGAGCUGAUAUUGUCAAGGUAGGAAUUGGUCCGGGAUCCGUCUGCACUACGCGCAAGAAAGCGGGAGUUGGAUACCCUCAAUUGAGCGCUACCAUGGAGUGUGCGGAUGCUGCGCAUGGCCUGAAUGGGCAUGUAAUAAGCGACGGGGGUUGCACGAACCCGGGCGACGUGGCCAAAGCAUUCGGUGGAGGCGCUGAUUUUGUCAUGAUUGGUGGUUUGUUCGCCGGACACGAUCAGAGUGGUGGUGACCUCAUUGAAAAAGAUGGACGGAAGUACAAGCUGUUCUAUGGUAUGAGCUCGGACACGGCAAUGCAUAAGCAUCAUGGAAGCGUCGCGGAAUACAGAGCCAGUGAAGGGAAAACCAUCACAAUUCCCUACAGAGGUGACGUAAAUAACACUAUACAGGAUAUACUGGGUGGAAUUAGAUCUGCAUGCACGUAUACUGGAGCUGCUAAGCUUAAGGAACUUUCCAAACGUACGACAUUCAUCAGGGUAACGCAACAAACGAACGAUAUGUAUGUUCCUUAUGAGAUCUGA